GGAAAAUCAAAAAUUAUGAAUUAUCUACUCCAGUGCUGAAAAAUCCAAGCAUUCGGUCUGCCUAAAACCCCAGUGCUGAAAUUUCUGGGUUUUGUGAGAAAAUCUCAAUCCAUGGUUUCAUUGUCUUUUACACAGUUUUCUUUGGUUCCCAGAAUAUGCAGGUGGGACUUAAAUGUUAGUUCCUUCCCAUGUAUGCACUUAGUGAAAAUUCAGGAGUAUAGAGUAAAUAAAAAGGGACUGUUAGCUGUCUCAAGAAACAAAGUUAGUGACUCAAUACCUCUGGAGAUAUCAGAUGGAGAAGCAGGAGUUGUAGAGGAAAAGACUCGUAAAACGAGAAAACGAGCUUCUGCAAGAACCAGGAAAAAAGUAGUGGAGAGUGCGGAUGAGAAUCCUUUAGACAAUGUCAAGGCUAUACAUGAGGAAAGUGUAAUUGCUUCAGCUUCAACAGAGAUUUCAAGGAAGUCUAGUGCCAGAACUCAGAAAAAAGAAAAAAAAAAUGCAAAAUUUUGUGCAUGCACUUACUCACCAACCUCCGACACCUCAGAUGAAGCACCGGCCAAGACUACAACAAGGCGAAGAGUGUCCAAGAAGGAAAAACCCAAAACCAUCGAGCCCGAACUCUCGAAUAUCGACGAGAACCCGUUUUCUCCACCGUCUAACGAACAGAGUGAAUGUGACCUCGAACUCAACAUCGACAAUGCAGAGGACAUAAGCUUCACUUACGGGUGGCCACCAUUAGUCUGCUGUUUUGGGGCAGCCCAGAACUUGUUCUUGCCCGCGGGCCGACGGGCCAACAGGCUCAUCGACCACGAAAUUCACGAGCGAAAAAAGGAUGUCCUUUGGAUGCCUGAGAAGUUCGUCCGAGCUUCGGGUGGGUGCUCGAGCAAUGUGGCUGUGGCCCUCGCUAGCUUGGGAGGUAAGGUUGCAUUCAUGGGCAAGCUUGGGAAAGAUGCCUAUGGCCAGUCCUUGCUUUAUUUCUUGAAUGAGAAUAAUGUGCAGACGAGGUCUGUGCGUAUUGACAAGGAUCGAGCAACGGGAGUUUCGAGGAUGAGAAUUUGGGAGAGAGAUGGUUUGAGGGUGGGGGGUGUGAGGCUUUGUGCGGAGGAUUGUUUGGCUCGGUCAGAGAUUAAUAUUGAUGUGUUGAGAGAGGCAAAAAUGUUCUACUUCAACUCAUUCAGCCUCCUUGACCGAAACAUGAGAUCGACCACUUUACAAGCCAUCAGGAUUGCGAAAAAGCUCGGUAAUGUUGUCUUUUACGACCUCAACCUCCCAUUGCCACUCUGGCAAUCGUUUGAAGAAACGAAUGCAUUCAUACAGGCUGCAUGGGAUUUGUCUGAUAUUAUCGAGGUCACCAAACAAGAGCUUGAGUUUCUUUGUGGGAUAACGCCGUCCGAAAAAUUUGACACGAAAGAUAAUGAUAAAUCCAAAUUCACUCAUUAUGCACCCGAAAUUGUGAAACAGCUAUGGCACGAAAAUCUCAAGGUUUUGUUUGUGACGAAUGGAACUUCUAAGAUACAUUAUUACACAGAGGAAAAUGAUGGUUUUAUGCAUGGAGUGGAGGAUGCUCCUAUCACACCUUAUACAUCCGACAUGUCAGCAUCUGGAGAUGGUAUUGUUGCAGGUCUUCUGAGAAUGCUGACUGUGCAGCCGCAUCUCAUUUCCGACACAGGAUACUUGGAAAAAUCGAUUAAGUAUGCGAUUAGCUGUGGAGCAAUAGAUCAAUGGCUGCAGGCCCGAAGGCUCGGAUACCCAGCGAAAGAAGGUAUGGAGGAUGUCGAACCUGAUCCUCACGGCAUAAAAUCAGUUACCGAAAAGCAAUACAGAACAUUAGUGCCUUCAAAAUCAUGAAGAGAAAGAAGACAUUAAUGCACAGAUUCAAUGUGUUGUGAGAUGUGUGAAAAACUGCUGACAGCCCUUAUGGUAAUGAACAUUUUUAAAGAUGUUUCAUUUAUCAUAUGAAAUUGUAGUCCUAGUGAGGAGCAUUGUAGUUAUAGUCGAGUCUGCCUGUGAAGACUCGAGCCUCGAAUUAUCUGUUGUCAUCAUAUCUUAUGCUCGAAGAUUUUUGUGUACCUUGUAAGUUGUCUUAAGAAUCCUUUUCCAGUUAUUAGACGUUCCAGUGCUUUUGUAGUUGAGUGGAAAAUUGUGUGGUUUGAAUUUAUAUGCAUGAUUUAUAAGCACGUUUUGCGCAAAAUUUAACAUUUAUUUUGCGCUGAAUAAAUACAUGAAUUAUAGGAACUUUUUCCUUUUGGG
Molecule: messenger RNA, 2250 nt
Organism: Striga asiatica
Lineage: Eukaryota; Viridiplantae; Streptophyta; Magnoliopsida; Lamiales; Orobanchaceae
Source: the annotation of a GenBank genome assembly